AUGGCGGUCCAGUUUGAUGAGCCAGAUGAAACCAGGGCCCAGAGAUUACAAACACCUUUUCCGAAAUCGCCCAGCCAUGGGCCUUAUCCCUUUCCCUUGGCCUUUCUACAUCUUACUCACCUCCUUGUGGAUGGUGCUGGGUCAGCUCAGUCCUGCAGCCAGGGACCAAUCGCUCUGUUUCCUCUUUGUGGGUCCACAGGUGAGAUCGCAGGAGCUGGUGCCGCCAGUAUCAUGUCUGCCCUGGCGGAUAAGGCCAUCGUGAAGAAGGAACUACUGCGCGUUGUGGCCGGGAGGGACAGGUACCGGGUCAAUAACAAGCACGAUGACAAGUACCCACCACUACCUCCCAGCAAGAUCAUCCAGCGGGCCGAGGAACUGGUGGGCCAGGAGGUGCUCUACAAGCUGACCAGCGAGAACUGCGAGCACUUUGUGAAUGAGCUGCGCUACGGAAUCCCCCGCAGUGACCAGGUCAGAGAGGCAGCCGUUAAACUUGGCGUUGCAAGCGUGGGCUUCGCAGCCUUGGGCCUCAUUGGAACCAUGUUCAUCAGAAACAAGAGGCAAAAGCAAUAAUCCGAAGAGAUGCAGCAGUGCCUUUCUAAGUGAUUAGGAUCUCCUUUUGCUAAAGGGAUUGGCUUUAUAGGUGCGGCCUAUGGCUUUCAUUCUGUGUUAGAGUGAGACUAAUUUUCACGAAAUAAAAUAAAGCACAAUA
Molecule: messenger RNA, 709 nt
Organism: Echinops telfairi (small Madagascar hedgehog)
Lineage: Eukaryota; Metazoa; Chordata; Mammalia; Afrosoricida; Tenrecidae
Product: phospholipase A and acyltransferase 3-like
Exons: 3
Coding region: 1-570 (189 amino acids)
Biological process (GO): N-acylphosphatidylethanolamine metabolic process
Cellular component (GO): cytoplasm
Molecular function (GO): A2-type glycerophospholipase activity; glycerophospholipid phospholipase A1 activity
Source: RefSeq, a predicted model, not a curated record